UUAAGCGCAUUUGAGAACUGUUUGUCUUUCCAUACAGAACUGAGCAGUAGGCAACCCAACCGAAUAGUUAACCGGCGAAAAAAAAUAUACAACAGACAACUGAUAUACAAAGUGCACCCUAAAUAAAUAAUAAUAUUUACCAAGUUCUAAAACUAUAAACUAAAAACCGUGUGAAAAAUAUAAUACAAAUAUAUACAGAAUACAAAUUAAAAAAAAUGAAGCUUUUGCUCAGUGCUCUAUUGAUCGCUCUGGCUCUAAGCGGAGUCUUGACAUUGCCAGCGCGUAAUAAUCCGCAGGACGAUGCCGAGGUGAUUAAAGUGCCCCAGGCGGGCUCCGCUGACGUGCCGGAUUUCCAUAACUUUGGCGGUGUCAUCGAUACGGGCGCUGGCUAUCCCUUCCUGCAGUCCAAUCCGAGCAGCUUCAACACGGGCUUCUUCGAUUCUUUCGAUGAUCUCUUCCGUCGUCUGCGCACUCGUCUCUGGCCUGUUAUUGCCAGCGGUUCUGGUGAGGAUGGAACAGGUGCUACUGGUGGAGAUGACUCCAGCGAUGGCAUUGGAGCUGGCUUCUCCUUUGGUUUGCGGCCUUUGACUCCCCUGAACCGCAAUAAUGGCAAUACAACUUCAACUGUUAAGGUCGUAGAUGGUCACAAGGUGGAGAUCAAUGAGACAGUGUACGGCGAUGCCAACAGCCUGUUCAAGGUGCGUGUGGUCAAUGUGCGUCCCCUGGAUAGCGGCGAGGAGGUGGCCGAGGGUGUCCUAACCAGCCAAGGAGACUUCAAGCCAGCCGCUGAACCCGUCACCUCCGCCCCAGCCGUGCUACCCACCAGGCGAGGUGAAUUCGAUGCCGAUGACGAUGAUGAUGACAGUCGCCGUGAGCCGCUGGAGAAGCAGCCCAAGGAGAACGAAGUGCGCGAUAUUGAUGAACCUCAGGUAACUACACCAACACCAAGUUAUACAACAAAAACAACAACGAAACUUGCCACCAGCUCACCCGCAGACUCUGUAGCAGAGGGCACGGAAAUCAGGCAGGAAAUUAUGGCCGACUUGGAACAAACCCAACAGGAACAGGAGGAGUUUGAGGCGGUGGAACAACUCGCCGAGGACUCUGCGCUCUUUGAGGACGUCGACUUGGCGCAUCGUCUUGCCCAGCUGCAGCACAGUGAGAGGGAACGAGAGCGCGAGCACCUGGAAUCCUCCGAUGAUGAGGAUGGUGAGGCAGUCGCCCCCAUCGAAAUGAGCGACACCUUCAAUGAUGAGUGGGAUACCCUGGACCAGGACCAAGACCAAGAUCAGGAACAGCACGUGGACGGUGCCAACGAUCAGGAUCAUGAGCUCGACCAGGAAGCCGAUGCUGGCAACAAUUUGGACAAUCACAUUGACAUCUACGAGGGUGCACUGCCCAUCGAUUUGUCCCACGACAUUGCCGUCAACGAUGUGGCAGCUGCAAAUCCAGACUUUCCCAUCAAUCCCGAUGCUGAGCUAAUUUCCGGGCCGUCCGUGAUCAAGGCCAUGCCACACAUGUUCGAGAAAUUGUCAAUGGGGCCGCCAAGAAAGUGAUUCAAGGCACCCCCAAACCCCCUAGUCUAGGCAGUGUAUUUAAUUAUAAGGUUUUCUAGUUGUAAUCCAAAGAAGAUGGCAGAUGGCAUCCCUCUAUUAUUAUCAUUUAUUUAUAAUUUAAUGUAUUUAUUCAAGUAUUAAAUGUGCAUUGAAAGUGCAUGCGAAAUUAA
Messenger RNA from Drosophila subobscura, 1726 nucleotides. RefSeq lists its product as uncharacterized. The transcript has 5 exons. The coding region runs from base 216 to 1556 and encodes 446 amino acids. NCBI's taxonomy places the organism in Eukaryota, Metazoa, Arthropoda, Insecta, Diptera, Drosophilidae. The record is from RefSeq and is a predicted model, not a curated record.